This is a messenger RNA of Ruditapes philippinarum (Manila clam), 1773 nucleotides long. RefSeq names its product piggyBac transposable element-derived protein 4-like. Bases 1 to 1773 code for a protein of 590 amino acids. The transcript is spliced from 4 exons. NCBI's taxonomy places the organism in Eukaryota, Metazoa, Mollusca, Bivalvia, Venerida, Veneridae. The record is from RefSeq and is a predicted model, not a curated record.
AUGGCGACAGCAAGGAAUUUCGAUUUUGAAGAAUUUUUGAAUGAGUUUGCAGCAGAUGAGGACAGUGAUUUUGAAUUUGAGGGUUUUGAUUUAGAUGACAUUACAGUGAGUAGGCCAACAGAAAACUUUGAAAACUUUAUAGAUGCAGACAAUUGGGUGGCAGGAGACAGGGAGCCCCCAUCCCUUGACUAUACAAAAACUCCUGGAUUAAAACAAGCAGUUCACAACAAAGAUUCCCCUCGAGAAUAUUUUGAACUAUUUUUUAAUGACAAUGAUUUUGAAUUUCUUGCACAACAAACCAAUCUGUAUGCACAACAGUUCUUGAGAUCUGCUCAGUUGAAACCUUGUAGUAGGUUCCAUAAAUGGCAUGAAACAAAUCGCUCAGAAAUGAAGCAAUUUAUAUCACUCCUCAUGCUGAUGGGACUUGUGCAUCAGCUAGACAUCAAGGAGUACUGGACAACCGAUCCACUGACUACUACACCCUUUUUUCCCAGCGUCAUGCCAAGGGACAGGUUUUUGUCAUUGAUGACUUUCUUGCAUCUAAAUGACAAUUCGGAAUUUGUGCCACGUGGAGAAGAGGGCUAUGAUCCUCUCUUUAAACUGGGUCCCUUGUUUCAAAAGAUUUUGGACAGGUUUGACACAGUGUAUCAGCCCCAUCAAAAUUUAUGCAUUGAUGAAGGCAUGGUUCCAUGGAGAGGAAAUCUACACUUCCGAGUGUACAGCCCAGAUAAGCCAGACAAGUAUGGGCUUAAAGCAUACAUACUUUGUGAUGCGGAAAAUGGGUAUUGUAUGAAAAUGAAGUUGUACACAGGGAAACCUUCAGUACCCCCCAGUGACAAAGGUGCGACUUACGACUUAGUUAUGUCACUUUUACGGAACCACUAUGCUUGUGGACACAUUCUGUACUGCGACAACUAUUAUUCGAGUCCACAGCUAUUCAUGGAUCUAUGGUGUCUUGGAGUAGGUGCCACUGGCACAGUUCGUCCUAAUCGUCGUGGGAUACCCCAAGAGAUUAAAGAGGUCUCCAAACUAUGUUCAACUAGUCAUUGUAGCAUUCUACUUUCUUAUUUUAUCCAUCUUGAGAACAGAGGGGAGGUGAAAGUGCUUUCAAAUGGCCCCCUUAGUGUUACUAAAUACCAGGAUGCUAAACCUGUUUACCUUAUAAGCACUGUAGAAAAAUCAACCUUGGUGACCACAGGAAAGAGAAAUCACAGAAAUGAGGAGGUAGUGAAGCCACUUGUGGUUCACAGAUACAACAGCAACAUGGGAGCAGUGGACAGGCUUGAUAUGGUUGUAUCGGCUUCAAAGCUGCCUGUCAAAACUUUGAAAUGGUGGAAAAAAGUCUUUUUUCACAUUUUGACACUCAUAGUUUCAAAUGCAUAUGUGCUUUACAAGGAUAACUGUGAAGAUCAGACUCCCCUAAACCACAGGCUGUUUCGGAGAAGACUGAUCCAUGAGCUUCUCAGCAACUCUGGUGAGUUCCACACAAAAGUAACGGGCAGACCUGCAGCUGGCAAGUCCCUGGAGAGGCUUAGUGGUCGCCACUUUUUAAGAAAAAUUGUUGCAACCAAGACUGUCUGCAGACUCUGUAUUGUAUGCAGCAAAGCUUGCAGACAAGCUGAAGGGAGGAAAAGGCCAGGAAGGCAGAUAUCGUAUGAAUGUGGCCAAUGCAAUGUGGCAUUGUGCAUAGAGCCAUGUUUCGAGAUUUACCACACCAAACAGGACUACGUACUAGCCUAUAAGAGGCUCUUAACCCAGCCCACUGAGGAGUGA